AGGACGCGCUGUCACGUGACCAGGAAGCAGCUGUGCGGUUCACGUGACGCCGCUCCUUCCCCUCCUCCAGCCGUCUCCUCGUCCCGCGCUCUCCCGGACAGGGGAAGUGAUCCCGGUGUUACAGCGAGCGGCCAGUGGCCUCCACCUACUGCGCCUGGAGGGAGUUUCUUCUGCUGAGAGGCUCUCAGGUGUCCCCGGUCAGUGAAUUCGGUGUAUAAACAUGUCGUAUGGCUCUGUGGAUGGAACUGGAUUUGGAAGUAGAAAUCUUUUUGGCGGGCCAUCUUCUCAAGGUUACCAGCCUCUAGCCACUCAGGUUGACCCGAAUGAGAUCCAGGAGCUCUUCCAGCUCACCUCGGCCGAUGUGUUCCGGAUAAAUGCGAAUGUGCAGUCUUUGGAGAAAAUCCUGCGCUCCCUGGGGACUCCUAGCGACACACCAGAGCUGAGAGAGCAUCUACAUUUCACCCAGCAGGAGACCAACAACACUAUAACUUCCAGUACUAAAUCCAUCCGCCAACUGUCAGACAUUGUGAGGGGAUCCACUCGGCAAGAGCGCCUCCAGCUGGACAGAAUAAAGAAUCAGCUCUCCGAUUCCAUCCAGCGCUAUGGCACCGCGCAGAAGAAAAUAGCAGAUAAGUCGAGAUCAUUGCUCAGCGGCGGACAGAAGAAUCUCACACAAAGCCCCCGCACUCCAUUCUCAGAUCUUGCGGAUGAUGAAAAGAUCUUUAAUGGUGGUGAUGAUCAGUGGCAGAAGCAAAGUGAAGAGCAGGAUUUGUCCGAGAUCACCGAAGAGGAUCUUGAGCAGAUUCGCAGGAAGGAGGAAGCCGUGAAGCAGAUUGAGAGUGAUAUGCUGGAUGUCAAUCAGAUUAUGAAAGAUUUGGCAUCGAUUGUCUAUGAACAAGGUGAUUCUGUCGAUAGCAUUGAGGCCAAUAUAGAGACCGCUUCCUCCAACGUUGAAUCUGCCAAUCGUCAGUUGGCCAAAGCCAAUCAGCACCAAAGGCGCAACCUUAGAAUGGCCUGUACACCCCGCAAGAGAAAAGAGAAGUUUUCUCCAUUGGAGCUGGAAAUUUUGGUGGCCGAAGUAACCAAGAACCACUCGAAACUCUACGGAAGCGAGAGAGUCAACCUCAGCCAACCGGCAAGAGAGAGAAUCUGGUUGGAGAUCUCCAAGAAAAUCAAUACUGUGGCAAGGUCUCCGAGAACCACGAGAGAUCUGAGGAGGAGGUGGGACGAUAUGAAAAGGCGGACUAAGGAGAAGCUGGCUAUUAUAAAGAGAUCUGUUGUAACUGGAAGCGUGAGUAGGAGCCCAUCAGGAAUGCAUAACGAUACGAACAGUGAUGUUUAUCCUGGAUAUGGUAAUGAUGACUACGAAGACGACCAUGAUGACGUUGAUGUGGACAUUGAUGCACCUCACAUAGCUCUGGAGCUUCAGUCAGAUGAAGAGGAAAAUGGCCCAGGUUGCACGUGGGUGCCUCUUAGAACUAUAGAAAUGGUCACCACCGAGCCAGACAUGUCUGACCACCCGGUGAUUAUUCAGACUUCAGCGUCUUCUCCGUCGCCUUCUUCCUCCCCUCAAAACCAGGCGAAAUCGGCCUACAUGAGAAGGCUUUCUCAGACGCCUCAGCACCCACGCCGAAAUCACGAAGUCUCCGAUUUCGAGAAGCAGCUCAUGGAGAGUCAGAUGCAGCAGAACACCCUUUUGUCGUCUUGGUACCAACAACAAACUUCUUUAAUGGUGCAGCAAAACCUCAUCUUAGAAAACCUUGUGGAGCAAAGUAGACGAUUAGCGGAUAACGUUGAGAUUUUAAACCACACCUUGGAAAGGAUGGUGGACAAUAACCAUUCUCGCAGGGAAUCUGUUGAUUGUGUAAACGAUCUAGCGCCAGGAUCAUCAACCAGGGCUCCCUCUCACGCAUCGGGAGGUGUCGAGCCAGGGGGACAGUCUGGAAAUGAAACAUAUUCUGGCAUGAUCCUAAAAGUCGAGGAGGAACUGUAAGGUCUUCUUUACCGAACUCUACUAAAAAAAAAAAAAACAGACUCCUUCGAACAAUUUUUUUAUUAACGAAAAAAUUCUAUGAACUUUUUUUUUUCAUUAGGUCAUUAGAAGAGACUUCAAGAAUACUUCCCUUAUACAAUACAUAUAUAUAUAUAUAUAGAGAGCCAUUUUUGUAGUUUGUGAAGAUAUACUGUGCAUAUUUUCUAUUCGGAUGGUUUGUGAGGAAAUAUUUUGUACGUGUUCUUUUUACUCCGAGAUAAUAUUUUUCUUAACAAAAAAGUAAAAAAAAAAAAAGUUUUCUUAAAAAAAAUAAGAAAAAAAGAUAAAAAUGAUAUUUAUCAUGCAGGAAUAGGUAAGCCUUUCAGGCUGGACUGAAUGCAAAAUCCUGUAUACUUGGCUUAUGAAAACAUUUUGCUGGACCCUUACUCAAAAGCCGCAUUACAUGACCAGUAGAAGAUAAUACCCCCCCAUGUGCAAUUUUAGGUUGACAGUCUAAAAAAAGAACAAAAACCCAAAGAUUUUUUUUUAUCUUGAAAGUUUUAUUUUUUAAAGCAAAGCAUUCAUUAUUUCUUUGGAAUGAGAACUCUUACAAGUACAUGUAUAGGGUUUCCCUACUACUAAAUGUAAUAAUAAAAAAAAAAACGCAUUUAAUACA
Messenger RNA from Rana temporaria (common frog), 2648 nucleotides. RefSeq names its product t-SNARE domain containing 1 (gene TSNARE1). Gene Ontology annotation, molecular function: SNAP receptor activity. Gene Ontology annotation, cellular component: membrane; nucleus. The record is from RefSeq and is a predicted model, not a curated record. The transcript has 13 exons. The coding region runs from base 221 to 1993 and encodes 590 amino acids. Gene Ontology annotation, biological process: intracellular protein transport; vesicle-mediated transport. Lineage: Eukaryota; Metazoa; Chordata; Amphibia; Anura; Ranidae.